AUGAAGUCAUUUGAGAACGAAUGUGAUGAAGAACGGCUAUUAUCUGAGGCACUUCAGCAUUGUUCAGCCGGGCACAAGUUAAACCCGAAGGACUUUAACUGCAUAUUAUGGACCGCCAUCGUCAGUGGAGCUUUAGCGGAUCGUGGAAAACUCGGCAACCGAGAGAAGAUCCAGAUGGGCCAUCAGUUCUUGGAGUAUUUGGUCAAAGCCGCUACUAUUGAACCUGACAAUGCGAUGGUAGCUCAUAUGAAAGGCCGGUAUUAUUUAACUCUAUACUCUUUGGACGAUGAGCAGCGAUCACUGGCUAAAUCACUUUACUCGGUUGAUUCAUUUUCUACAUUGGGUAAAGCUCGUUCCAUGUUCGAACAAGCUGCUGCUAUGAAUCCAUCCGAGUGGAUUGAGAACAUGCUCUUUCUCGGGAAGACGUACUUGGCAUUGGAUUUGAAGGGCGCUAUGUUGAAGGUUUUGGAGAAGGCUGUCUGCGUGGAACCGAAGAAUCUGGCGGAGAGGAAAUCGCAGUUAGAGGCGCGGACGAUGUUGAAGAAGCACAAGGAAUAAUCUCAUUGAUUGUAUUAUUGUUAAAGUUUGACUAGCUAUAAUUAGUCUUUAAGUAGUAAAUGUUUGGAGUAUUAUUGCUUUAUUAGUAGUGUUUCAGUUAAAGUAAGAGCGGUAUGAUGGUAGAGCUGUAGUUACAUGUUAAAUAUGUAUGUAGUAUUAUAUCAGUGAUAUAGAAAGAUUGUUUUUGUAGUAAAUUGAAUGUUAUUUAUGUUGAUGUAGGUUAAUUUAUAGUUUUUUGAUUGUAGAUAUUUUGUAACAUUGCUUACUGUUGCCCUUACCUCUACAUAAAGAUCCUCUUGAACUGGAAUGUCAUAUGUCAUAGCCUCCUCCACAGUUUAUCCGUCAUCCUGACACUUUUAUUUGUUACUUUAAUAUAUAAAAGAGAACAUUACUUCUUUAUGACUUUACCUCAGGGCUCAACUUUAAACUCGAAAGUUACUUUUGGAGUGUAAAACAGCUCGGUACUUGAUGAUAUACCACAAUAUAUCAUCGUGUAUUAGGUCUAAAUAUUCAAAAAUUUCGAUUAUUUGGAUAACAAACCGGUCGGAAGGAAAGGAUGUUGCCGAUUCUAGGCAUUCUGUUAAUGUCCCAGCAAUGUUAUGGUCAUGAUGCGGUUUAUAUGUAUCCAUGAAUUCUUAUGAAUAAAGGCGUAAUUUGCACGGAUUUACAAUACUUUUAAUUAAAAGUAUAAACUAUUUUUAUUCUUUCAAUAUUUAGAGAGAAUCUGAAUGUCUUGGAAGCCAGAAACCAGCUUUGUGCCGACACAAACACAGGCGGCUUCUUGUUCAAUACCGAGUUCGACCAUUGGCCGAUGGCUUGUCUGUCUGUUGGCAACUCUCACAACUCUACUUGUUCUCCAGCUCAACCAAUGGACGAGGUGUUCAACUACAUGAAGGCUUCACAAUGGAGGGAUCUGUUACGGGUAAGUCUACUACAAUAUAAUUCUAGGUAUUUCUGGUUUUGUGCAAUAUGCUUGGUUGAACACAUUCAUAUUGUACAAAAAAAACAAGAAAUGUUUUUUAUGGAAGUAAACGUAAUUUUGUAUGAGAUCUUUAUAACUCCAACACUUACUCAUCGAUCAAUCCCUCAGGCAGUGUUUCUGCUCAAAACGUGCCGUCCCUGCCGCCUUCACCGACUCCACUAAGACGUCAGAAUUCAGCGUUUUCUAAAGGAGCUUCUCAGAACACAUUAACGUCAAGAGGACAAUCCCGUCAAGGGUUAUCGUUGUCCAAGCUACCUUCUCCUUCUUCUUCAAGUCAAAACUUGGCUAAAACAUACUUGUCGAGGCCUGCUUCAGAUGAGAAUUCACUUGCAUCUCUUAAAAAUAUUUUAAAUUUACCGUCAACCAACCCCAACUUCUCCGAAUACUUCUCAACUACGACGACCAUCUAAUUUGCCUUCUGGGCCCAAAUCCCACGUUUCUCUUGGACAAAACGUGCCUUUCGGGUCAAGUGUACCUCCUAAUGCGCCUUUAACUUCAGGAUUAAAGUCUAAUUUACCCCCAGGGCCCACGGAAGUUGGUGAAAGGCGAUGUUAAGCGUCUGAAGUUGCCGAUGGCUCUGGCUACAUCUUUCUACGAUAGUGUAGGCGCCGAACAACAAAUCUAACUACAACAACAGUUUGUGAACAAGUUCGGUCGAAGGAAAGCUCCGAUUGCAUCUCCUGAAGAAGCCAACCGGCUGGCACGAAAGAAUUCCAUGGAUUCGAACUUGUCGACGGACUCGAGAGAAUCUGGAAUCUCGGCUACGUCGAUGAAGACUGAAGCCAGGAUUCGGCGGUUUUUUAAUUAUUAAGUUGAUAUUGUAAGUAAGCAGUAGAGUUACAUAUUUUAGCAUUUACCUGGAAAACUGGAUGAGCUUUUGUUUCUACAUUCCGGAACCUUGUUCCUGUUACUCUUCAAUCGCUUCGAAGGAUUAUCCUUGCAUUCGCUUUGGCGCUUCGAAACCCAAAACUCAAGGUUCACCAAGCAUUCCGACAUUAACCACCAGAUUGUAGCACCAGGGGAUGAGAACACGUAUGGCAGCCAUCUCAAACUGGUCGAGGGGAACCAAUUCAACAUUCCUGCACCUUACUUUAUCGUCAAGUUGACAAACCUCGAGUAUGAGUUUGUCGUCUUUCAUCUAGAGAUUGCUAUUGGACACACUGUCAGUGAGAUUCUGAAGAGGGUGAAGUCAUUGCAACCAGUUAUCAAUGCUAUGGAUCCUCACCCAGUAUCAGCCCUCUACUAUCAGAAUAACAUCUACAUUACUGUCGCUGAACGAGGCUGUGGGUUAAAGUGGAAGACAGAUCAGAUAAUAAAAUUCGACAUCAAUGAAAAAACGCUACAACCUAUUGACGUAAGCUUAAUUACUUUCUAAUUAUUACAGCUUAGGUAAAAAGAUAAGGAGUUGAUAUAAAUAAUUUCAUAAAUAUUCAAACCAUAAACUUUCCGUGCUUACUAUAAUGUCAAAAUAAAUUUUGAAAAUAUUGCCUGAACUUGACAUUGUAGGUAUCGACAGAGCUGUUCGUACUGGCAUUACCUCGUUUCGACUUCUACUACCCCAUCUCGAACCAGUGGCUCCACUUCGGAUCGACCACCAAGAACGAGAAUGGGAAUAAUACUAUAUUCGUACUCAAAGAUAUAACUCGAUCUCCACAUUGGAUCAAGUACGAGUUGCCCUUGGAUGACGUCAACUUCACAGACCAUUUUCUCACAACUGACACAUCUAAUGUUGUUACUGUACUCAGGAAAGACGCCGUUUAUCAAUUCGACAUUAAUUACUUGCAGUAA
Molecule: messenger RNA, 3328 nt
Organism: Bursaphelenchus okinawaensis
Lineage: Eukaryota; Metazoa; Nematoda; Chromadorea; Rhabditida; Aphelenchoididae
Source: the annotation of a GenBank genome assembly